GCAUUCUUCAGGAACAGACAGGGUCAAAGUUUAAACUACAGAGCUAAAGAACGACCAGAGUGAAGAUGAAGGACCCACUGAGCAGCUGUACUUAUAAUCUGCUGUAUCAGGAUCUGAAGAGAAUCUCUAAGAAUGGCGAGUUUUUCUGCAAAGAGCUCUUGGCCGUCUUUCAGCAAAGAUCUGAACUGGAGAUCAACUAUUCGAAAGGACUUCAGAAGAUCGCAGGGAAACUCCUUAAAGUCUCGAAAGAGAUGUGUGACAACUCCACGUAUCGUGCAUGGUCCUUCAUAUCAGAUGAAAUGUACGCCUCAGCAGAUGCCCACCGCAUACUGGGAAAUGCUCUCAACCAAGAUGCUAUUCAGGAAAUCCGUCAAAUCCUAGAUGAACACGGGAAAAGAAAAAGACCGCUUGACAAUGCCGUUGAAAAGUCUGGAAAGCUUGUUCUUACAAACUUGAAUGAACAAAUUAAGCUAAAAAAGAAGCUGAUUGGGUUGACAAGAGAACAUGAAGCUCUCUUCAGCUUUGUGGAGAAAAAUAAACAAAUCUCUACAGAGAAGGAAAAACAGAAGAUGUUGAACAGAUUGACUAAAUCAGCAGAACUUCAGGCCAGAGUCGAUGAGGAAUAUUUUAACACCAACAUGGAGGGUCACCACAUCCGACUGAAGCUGGAGAACACACUGAAAACCUGCUACCAGAUCAUUCAGGAGCUUGAAAAGCAAAGAAUAGAGACUCUGUCCAACACCCUAAACAAGUACAGCCUCUUCAUGACAGUAUACGCACAGACCGUCAUUCACAGUCACAAACAGAUUGAGCAGGCCGUACGCAAAGUUGACGUGGAGAAGGACAUUCAGUCGCUGGUCGAGGACGUCAGUGCUACGGCGGAUGACAACAAAGCUGAAUUUCUCAUGGCUGACUACUUUGAGGAAGAAGGAAAAACAGUCAUGGGGAAAGACAGAAGGAAAGAUGCCAUCAGGACCAAACUUCAGCGUCUGGAGGACUGCAUCACCAAAGCAAAGAGCGACAGAGAAGGUUUAGAGAAAAUGGUGAAAGUAUAUAGAGAACAACCAAACUUCUCCAAUCAAAAAAACUUGGAGGAAACAGAACAGUCACUGGAUGAGGCCAUCCUCAAACUGGACCUUUUGGAAGCGACGCAUUGCAAACUGACUCAGAGUCUCGCCGAGAUCGAGGGCAAGCCCAAAUCAAGACAUCGAUUCAGUGACAGCAUCACUAAAUGGAAAGAAAAGGACUGUGAGCACAGCGUUGUGCAGCUUUCUCGACCGGUGAGAAUCAAAAAGACUCCGUUCAGAUCUCGUCAGUCCAUGAGGAGCUCCGUGAUCAAUAAGAGUGCCCUGACCAAUCAAAGCCCUGAUCCGACAAGCGAAGAGCCCUCGACUGAGACGACCGAUGUCAUGCAUUACAACACAGACGAGCAACAGAGCGGCCCGGUCAAUGGAAGCGUGUCUGAAUCUGAAGAGGAUAAAGGCUCAGAAUUGUGCUCAGUCGGAAGAUGCAAGGCUUUAUACAGCUUUACGUCAGAAAGAGAGGAUGAGUUAAACAUUAAUGAAGGAGAUGUACUGGAUAUCUUUCAGAAGGACGACACGGGCUGGUGGUUCGGAGAGCUGAACGGACAGAGAGGACAUUUCCCAUCCACGUAUGUGGAAGAACUGCCUGUUUUCACUGAGAUGAAGUCAUCUGAAGCUUAACUUUAAAAGAGCAUGUGAUGGAAAAGGUCACUGAAUCAUGAUUCACUCGUGCUGUAGGGUUAAACACACUUGAUGUGAUUACUGGAAAAAGACUUCAAAUGAAAGAAAUUAAUUGGAUCGUUUCUCAGAUUCAUUGACUCUAAAGAACAAUUCACUCACAAAUCAUGCAUUAGUGUGACUUGAGUAGUUUUACAGUAGAUGAGUAAUAUCUAGCCGAUUAAAUGUUUUAAAGCGGAGAAUAAAUGUAUUUGCUAUGAAAAUUUCCAUAGUGUCUGGAAAAGAUCAUUUUACAAUUUCACGUUUUCUGAUUUUUAUUUAUUUUUUUCACGAAAGGAAGCCGAUAAAUAAAAUCCAUUGUUCUAACUCCAUUGUGAAAAAGAAAUUUACAUGCAAUGCACAAAAAUUUCAAUGCACUUUAAGACUUUCGUUUUGUUUAUUUUAUGACCUGUAUAAAUGUUUAUUGCUAAAAUUACAAAUCAGUGAAUGUACAAAGAACAUGAAAAAACGAAGAUGAAAUUUAUUAUUAAGUAAAACAUUAAGUAAUUACUGAUGGUUUAGGUAAAUAAAAGCUCAAUACAUGUGCUAAAUGUCUAUAAAAACGGUGUCUGGGUCUCUGACCGUCUUAAGUGGAUCUGAAAUAAAAAAAAA
Messenger RNA from Carassius auratus (goldfish), 2351 nucleotides. It is a transcript of the gene nostrin, whose product is annotated as nitric oxide synthase trafficking. Gene Ontology annotation, molecular function: protein binding. The coding region runs from base 66 to 1703 and encodes 545 amino acids. Gene Ontology annotation, cellular component: cytoplasm; plasma membrane. Gene Ontology annotation, biological process: signal transduction. The transcript is spliced from 16 exons. The record is from RefSeq and is a predicted model, not a curated record. NCBI's taxonomy places the organism in Eukaryota, Metazoa, Chordata, Actinopteri, Cypriniformes, Cyprinidae.